Molecule: messenger RNA, 620 nt
Organism: Acanthoscelides obtectus
Lineage: Eukaryota; Metazoa; Arthropoda; Insecta; Coleoptera; Chrysomelidae
Source: the annotation of a GenBank genome assembly
GAUAAUUAUUAUACAAGCAUAGACCUGUGUGACAAACUAGUAAAAAGAGGGACUGAUAGCGUUGGGACAAUGAGAAUAAAUAGAAAAGGAACCACGGGAAUUAAAAGUAAAAUUACAGAGAGGGGAAACUAGCAUGAAAAAAAUUGCAGCAAGGAGUGGGGAUAUUGAAAAGCCAUCUUGCGUAAUCGAUCACAAUGCCAGGCAUGUGUGGUGUUGAUUUAUCUGACAAUUACCUCCACUUUUAUGGAAUUGCUCGUACUAGAGUUAAAGAAUACUACACGAAGAUGUUUCUCCAUUUUUUAAGUGUCACUACGUUGAAUGUCUUUCAAAUUUAUAAGAAGAAUGGCGGAAAACUAAAAAGACUGAACUUUUUACCGGAGCUGGGUGAGAAGAUAGUGGAAAAAUACGGCAAACCCUUACAAAUAAAAAAAAGGUCUAGAACGCCAAUGCCCACAAGACUGACUGAAAGGCAUUUUCCAUCGAUAAUACCACCGACAACAAAAGCAAAACCGACUAAAAGAUGCGUUGUAUGUGCUGACAGAAAGAUGUGAAAAGAGAGCCGUUAUUGGUGCCUAGAGUGUCGUACUGGUCUCUGUCCUGCACCUUGUUUUGGGAUAUAC